Rhodamnia argentea is the source of this 2657-nucleotide messenger RNA. RefSeq lists its product as uncharacterized. The transcript has 3 exons. Bases 62 to 2341 code for a protein of 759 amino acids. The record is from RefSeq and is a predicted model, not a curated record. Lineage: Eukaryota; Viridiplantae; Streptophyta; Magnoliopsida; Myrtales; Myrtaceae.
CUCUCUCUCUCUCUCAAAUUCUAUCAUUUCUUUCUCCAAUUAGAAGCUGAAUUAGCCAAAAAUGAGGGAUUUGAGGGAAACGAAACAAAAGACGGCGACCGCAACGGCGCUGGCGCCGACCACAGACUGCAAUGUCGCGAUGGGCAACAUGAAGUCCCUGGAAACUCCCAUGGGGAUGCUGUUGCAGAUCGAGCUCCUAGUCAUUUUCACCGCCUUCUUGCUCCUCUUCCUCGUCAUCUUCGGCUCGUGGCGACGUCGCUGCAACAACGACAAAUUCCGGCUUGUCGUCUUCACGGCCUACACUCUCUCGACCUACGUGCUCACCUACGCACUAGGCCUCAUGCACGACGCUCCGCGGCUCAACGAAUUAUACCCCAUCUGGGCGAUGUUCCUGAUGAUCGCAUUCGGGAGCGCCGACUCUAUCUCCGCAUACAGCCUCGAGGACAACGAGCAGUGGAAGAGCUACAAUUGGCAGAUCAUCAUCAAAUGGAUUUGGGUGGCCCUGUUGGUAGAGUUGUACUUCCGCCACAGGUCCAGCUCGGUGGUCGCCGUGACCGAUUCUCUCUUCUUCGUCUUGGCCUUGAAGUCCAACGAGAGGGCUCAGGCCAUGAUGGCGGCGAGCCAGCAUUCUUUGGAGAGGAACACCAAAGUGGUUGCUGAUUACAUGAGCGUGGAGGACGAAAGCGGGGGCGUUUCACGUGGUGAAGUUGAUCCGGUUUGCAUGACAGGAUAUACGUUCUUGGUUAGGGGUGAAGAGGAGAGACCAAGACGGGUGAGUUUCUUUGUUCUUGCUAAGCGAUUUAUCAAGAGGCGUCUAGGGACGGAGGAGGCCACGCCGGCGUUGGACAACCGGAUGACACUCGACAAAGACGACUUGAUCACCGUUGAGAAGGUGUGGGAAUGUGAAGGGAGGCUCUUAAGAAGCUCGGGAGGAGGAGACCCCCACAACAAGCUCAAAGACAUAUGCCUCUCUUUUGCACUCUUCAAACACCUGCGUUUGACAUAUGCUGGCUACUCAUUGCCCCAAGAGGCUCACGAGAAGACAUGGAACUUGAUUCGCCAUGGAUUGCUCUCGCAAGAUGAUGGUUACAAGCGAGCGUUUCAAGUCGUCGAGGUCGAGCUCACCUUCUUUUUCGAUUUCUUCUACACCAAGUACGGUGUCAUAUUCCAGCCCGGCAUGUUGUAUAACAAAUUGUUGGAGUUUGCGACUGUUGUUAUCGGCAUCUGGGCUACGACAUCACUCUUGAAGCAUCACAAGAGACCUUAUAAUGACCGUCAACUGGCCACACUGCCAAAUGGGUUGAGUGUCGAUGUACUCGUGACCAGCGUGACGAUAAUCUUGUUCAUCGUUGUGGAGCUCGUGCAGUACUUCUUCAUGGGUUUCUCAGAAUGGGCUAAGGUGAUAUGGAUCUGCCAGUAUGUGCAGAAUAAGUCAUGGCAAGAGAACAUGUGGAUUGAGCGGAUGAUCAGACUGGUAUGUGGAGUCCGGUUGCUGAAGCCAUGGGAGCGAAAGCUUCGUCAGCACUCAUUCCUUGAGUCAUACUUGUAUAACCCCUCCUGGUUAUUGAACAACGCAUUUAUGGCGACCUAUAUUGAUCAAACUAGGGACGGCCAGAGACAGAGCACGCCGAUCCAAUUGCCUGAAGAAGUGAAGCAAGCGGUGUUUCAUGCUCCGAAGUCGAAUUACGGUACUAAAUUGGAGAAUGGACAGGCCUCACUGAGAGUGAACAAUGAGUUCCAGAAGCUGCUGUGGGCGUGCCGGCUUGAGACGCAGACUCAGGUCAUAAUGGUGUGGCACAUCGCCACCAGCUUCUGCGAGCACCAACUGUCGCUAGGAAGAUCAGACUCGCCAGCAACGAGGAGGAGUUUCCUCGCGGCAACUAGCUUAUCCAAGUAUCUGGCUUACUUGGUCGCUUUUGCUCCACGGCUACUGCCGGAUCACCCUUAUGCUGCCGAGUACGUGUUCGAUCAGGCGGUCAUCGAAGCCAGGGCCUUCUUUCAGAAGUGCAAGAGAAUGGAGGACCGGAUUAAGAAGAUGGAGGAGAACAGCAGUGGCCUUUCUGCACGCGGAGAAACUGUUAUCAACCGGGGUGUUCGGCUCGGGAAGCAGCUCGCGAAUGAUAUAUACCUCAAGGACACGACUUGGAGGAUUCUGGCCGACUUUUGGGUGGAAAUGGUGUUGUAUGUGGCGCCUUCAGACAAUGCGAGAGCGCAUGCGGAGCAUUUGACUAGAGGAGGCGAGUUUGUGACUCACUUGUGGGCUUUGCUCUCUCACGCGGGGAUCGAGAGAGCUCCUCCUACAAAGCCGCGUCAUGCUCUGGCGAGAAGCAACAGCUUAUGAAUUAGUCCAGGGUACGAUAGCAUCCGUUGCAAGUGACCGGUGAUUGCGAUAAUAAAUGGUUGCUUAUGGAUGAUUCAUGUGGAUCUCGCGUGCGAUGUGUUGAGAACCAACCCAGCAUCAACCUCAGCACCCCCCAAUCCUAAGUCAUAAAAAGGAACUUCAUUUCCAUUCUGUUGUUUUUAAAGGCUUUGGUGUGUUUUGCUUCUGUUAGUGCGUUGGCUUGCUGUUUUUGGAUUGUGUUUGAUACUUUAAGUACUAUCUGCCGGUGUGUUUCCCUCGAAUAAUACUUGAUGGGUGUUUGAGAUUUCUCGGGACA